AGACCUAGUUGUCAGCUCACAGUUUUGGAUGACCCGGAAGGGGGACACAUUUAACUCUCGAGUAUGUUGUCUUGAGCAUUAUUAAUUGAUUUUUUAAUCACAUUUUUACAUACAAAGUUAUUUUUAACUGGAAAAUAAUUUUUUUUUUUAUUUAAAAAAAAAAAAUGUCAAUUUUAAACGUACAUAAAGAUUUUUAAAAAUUAGCACCAGCAUCAUGUUUCUUUUUUUGCUGAUGACAGGAUUUUCGUCUGCCUUAAUGCCAAUCCUGUGAAACUUCAUCGAAGGUUGGUUGCACUCAAUGUGACAAAUAGGUUUAAAUUUAUCAUCCAACGUUGUUGUUGAUUAUAUUUUAGUCAAAACGUGAUACUAGCCCGAUAAAAACAAGAAGAAGACAUGACUGCUGAUGAUUUUGUGUAUUUUCGCCAGAUCGAAAAUUCGCUAUCAGCAGUAAGAUUUUUUCUUUGUUACCGCGGGUCAAAACAAAAUAAAAUUUUGUUGAAUUGGUGGAAAAAAGCUAUUUUUACAUUGAUAUACUGUAACAGUGGACUUCAUCAUUAUUGAAAUUAAGUAUUCAAACAUAUUUAUAUUAAUUAUUGUUUAUUAUUACAGCAUAUCAAGUGAAGGCAUAGUUCUUUUAAAUUUCCUUUGUUUACACUGAAUACGCUUAGAAGAGGCAAUUAAUUUUAGGUCUAUAUUUUAUUCUGGAUUAAAAACAGCUCUUAAUUUAGAAUUUUUAUUUUUAAUUGAAUAAUGUAUUUAGUUUUGUUCAGUUUUUCUAAAACUAUAAGACCUAUCUAAGCCUAUAUGUAAUGCUUAUAUUUUAUUAUCAUUUCACAGUAUCAGAGUGAUGAUUAGGAUAUUGGACAACCCAAUCAUCAUGACAAUGCUAUUCAUGUCAUAAGAUCUGAGCUAACUUCUGAAACUUGUCCAAAACAAGACAAGAUAAGGAGUACAUUCACCUUUAUCACUUUUCAAAUUCACUUUAAAUCAACAAGGCUGGAGAUUCUUUGUAAAUGUACACAACAAUUGCAGCUGCAAUGUUAUGGCAACUAAGGCAACUUGAUUUUAAUACUGGACAUUCCAGCUAAUAAAAAAUAUUUCUAACAAUCCUUUGACUCACAUAACCUACAGGCCCAACUUGUGUGAUCUUUUACUGGAUAUAAAGGAGUUUAUUCACUGGAUUAUGGAAUUCAUAAAUUGUUUUAGGCCAAUAUACACACCUAUAAACUAUGUAGUAAGUUUCUAUGAGAAUAAACAUAGUAAACUGCUAAGCAGGUACAUUUAAUUUCAUCUGUACCUAGCAAAAAGUAAGUGCAUGCAAAUAUGGUCCUUGGAGCAAGCAUAGUAAAUAAUAAAGAGAAGCAAAAGAGAAUAAUACACACACAUUUCAUAAAUGUAACCCAAUACUGGUAUGAAAAACACAACUAUUGGUCCUGGCAGAUUCAUUCAGCAAUCAUACUGUCAUAUCUCCCUCUUAAUAAGACAAUCAAUAGUUAAUCAAGAAAACGCUAUGUAUGCACUAUAAUAUCAAUAGUAAAAUAUUAUCCAACAUCUUUGAAUGAAAAAUAGUUGAAAUAUUAAUUGGCAUCGAUGUAUAGUUUAAAUCUCUAUAUCAUGGAAGCUUAUUGGUGUUUCCCUUUCCUGCCAUAUCUUGUUACCACUUGUGCUGGAAUAGGAUUGAUAGGAAUUGGUUGCAACACAUUCACUACAGUCUCUUUUUACAACUUCUGAUUUGAUAGCUUGUUGUUCAUGGUGAACUAUGUACUGGUGUUAUUUUAAUAGAAAUUAAUAAUAAUAAUAAAGUUUAUUUCAAAAACACACUUCAUCCCCAAAGGUUCUAAGCGCGGUACAAAGUAAUAUAAUUUAUCACAUUUAAAAUAAACGCAACAUUACAAAAACUAAUUACAAGCAUACCAAGUCAAAGUCUUUCUACCCAUUUCAACCCUAAGCAACACAGCCAAUAUGCAUUAAAUGGAAGAUAUGGUAGCGAAUCAUCCCAGAAGGUGUUUGUGAAAUAGAUGUGUCUUUAAAUCGGUUUUAAGGGACUCCAAUGUCUGGUUGUUUCUGAGAUCGACAGGAAGGGCGUUCCAAAUUGUUGGACCUGCAAAUGCGAAAGUGCGCUUUCCGUAAGUCUCAAGGCGAACACGUGGUGUCGAGAGUUUGCCACUAUCGGAUGAGCUGAGUUGUCUAGUGGGUACAUGAGGAGUGAGCAGCUUUUUCAGAUAGGACGGCGCCAGGUCAUGUAAGCAGCGGUAGUACAACGUUGUGAUUUUGUACUUUAUGCAAGCAUGGACCGGCAGCCAAUGCAACUCUCUCAGAAGUGUUUUAGCAUGGUCGAACUUGCGUUUGCGAAGACCAAUGCGAGCCGCAUUAUUCUGUGCUAUUUGAAUUUUAUCCAGGAGCGUAGCUGGAAGACCCACCAUGAGAGCAUUGCAAUAGUCCAUGCAUGAUAGCACAAAUGCAGACAUCAGCCUCUUUGUUGCAUCAAUUGUUACGAAGGGCCUGAUGUGACUAAUCCUGCGCAGCUCUAGAAAAAUAACCUUGCAUAGCAUGUUAAUGUGACUUUCCAAAUUCUUUAUAUAAUGUGAAACUUUUUAUUAGUUUUAAUAGAAAUUCUUUUUUAAUUGUUUUUGAACCAUGUGUUGUUUUUUUUACAAAUAAAUAUUAUAUCAAUGUUAAACUAUCCAUUUGUUUAUAGUAAAAUUAUCUAUAUUCUGUUUGAAUAGAAAUUAUAAUAUUAUGUUGUGAGUCUAUCUGUUAGAAUAUAAAUUAUUAUUAUAUCCCUGUGGAACUAUUUAUAUACAAAACAUUCUUCAGUUACGUUGUUAUUUUAAUAGAAAUUCUUAUAAAAUUGUGAAACACUCCAUUUCUUAUAAUAUAAUAAUUUAUUAUGUUUUUGUGGAAAUAUGUAUUAUUUUCAUAGAAUUAACUAAUUAUUAAGGGUGUUGGACUGCGAUAAAGCUUUAACGUAGAUUAACAAGACACAAUUUGUGUAAAUAAAACAAUGUACUAUCAGCUUUAAUAAUCAUCAUACAGAUACAAAUGUAAAUGUUUCACCAAAUGCCUUCAUUGGUACAAAAAAACAAAAACAUUUUUACUACAAUAUAAUUAUUAUUUAUAUUAAAACAAACACAUAGAUCCAAGUCAAUGAAAUAAGAAUCACUAUUAAAAUAAACAUACAUUUUCACAUUAUAAAAAAUAAUGUCUUAUUAAACAGAAAUUCUUAUGUAAAAAAUUAUGUAUCGAUCUGUUGUAACAUAAAUUAUUUUAUUGUUUAACUAUUUUUUAAAUAGAAAUGCUUAUGGAACUAUUUGCAUGUAUAAAAUUUCUUCGUAUAUUGUUAUGGAUGUGGUUAUUUAAAAACAUAUUCUUAGUGUAUGGUUGCGUAAAUGUGUACAGUAAUUUAAAUGCAUAUUCUUAUUACCGGUAUAUGGUUGUGUAACUAUGCAUUUUUUAAAUAGAAAUUCUUAUAUUUGAGACUAUUUGUUUUACUACAAAUUUUGAUUAUAUUGUUGUGGAACUAUUUGUUUCCAGAGAAAUUCUUAUUAAUGUGAGAAACUAUCUAUUUUUUUUAAUAGAAAUCUUAUUAAAUUUGUGUGGAACUAUUUAUUUUUUUAACAGAUAUUCUUAAUAUUCUUGUACAGACAUACUGAUAAGCUCUAGUUGACUACAACUUGUUUUUUCAGGUUUCCAAAGCAAUCAUUGCUUGUAUAACAUGAAAAUGUUUCAAAAAUUUUUAUAAAAUGACAUGUUAAAAUAAAAAAAUUGUUUUUAAUAAUUUAAAAUGUGAAACUUUUUUUUAAAAUUAAAUAUCAAAGCAAGAAAUUAAGUGGACUGUGUCACCUUAACUCACCAUUGUGUUAUUUAAUGUUAGGGAAUGAAACAAUUUUCUCUGCUCUAUGUAAGUCUAGUAAAAAUAAAAUAACUACACCAAUUGAUCAUGAACAAAACAUAAUAUAACAGAGGCUAGUUGUAAAACAACAAGCUGUUAAUACUGCUUAAAAUGAGUCUUUAAAAAAAUGCAAAAUUAUGCAUAUUUUAAAUAUUUUGAUGCAGCUAAAAUUGGCAAAAUUGGAUGGCUUAAAGAAGAUGUAUAAAAAAGUAGGAAAAAUGAGGUGAAAAAGCUGAAAAGAACAUAAUAAAACACUUUAUUGUUGUUUCACAUAAACUGGGCUUUUUAAAACAAGUAUGCCUUUAAAGGUAAAAGAAGAACUAAGCCAUUUAAUCUAAUUUAAAAAAGUUUUACUGGAAAGUUUUACAUUCCUUGUAAUUUACAUUAAAAUUUAUUUACAAGCUGCACAAAUUUAGUUUAAAUUCGUUUAAAGUUUGAAUAUUCACGAUUCACAUCAAUAAUUUGGAAUCUGAAUUCGGAUUAAUAAAUCCCAAUUCUAGAUAUUGCUGAUUCUCAGAGGCAAGUUGAUCGAAACAUUGUAAAUAAUUUUGUUAAUUGCCCAAUCUCAAAAUUCAUCAUGUCAGUCAGAAUAGAUUUCCACAUUUUUAACUGCCAUCCCCUUUAUUAUAAAUGGAAACGAAUUCAAAUUUUCAUAACAAUCACUGCCUUUUUGUUGCACCGGUAUAUUAUUAGCCUGCUGCUCAUUUACAAAUUAUAUCCGCCCUCCACCAAUCACGCAAAACAUUUGCAUUAAAUUUUCUUUCAACAAAAAUGAGACACAGAACAUUUAAACAAAGUCACCACCCACAUUGUUAAAAAUUGUCACUGGUUUUCUCAGGUUUUGUCAGCUGUCUGUUUUUGUGUAGCUCAGUAGUUCCCAAACUGUGCACUUGCUGUGAAACCUGGGGAGCAGCGGCAGCCUUCUUGCAGGGGCAUCUUAAAAUAUUACAAAAAUUUCAUUGGAUACAAAUUAAACAUUAAGUCUGAAUGUAAAUGGGUCAACUGCUUGAUAUUAAUAUGUUUCACACAAGAAGUAGACCAAUAAAUUGAUGACUCACGUAGUUAUCCUCACUAUGGUAAUAAUCUUUCAUAUAUUUCUUGACAUGAGAAAAUAUUAACAGGCUGAGGGCUCCCCAUCUUUUUAAAUUGAGCUUUCACCUGAAAAAAGGUAACACUUUGUUUGUUUCAAUAGUGUUUUUUUAGAUGGCAUUUAUUUUGGCAUUGACAUGUUUUCUAUAAACAUCUAUAGUGGACAAUGGUCAUUACCUGGAUCUUUUAUUGAUACACUAAAAAGUGUCAUCAUAGGAAAAUAUAACUUUUUAAAUUUUUUCUUUUUGUAUUCUUUACCAUAUGCAAACAUAAAUUUCAAAAUCUUCCAAAGUACUAAUAUUCAUAAUAUUCUGUUUACAACAUGAACUUAUCAGAAGGGUAAGAGUUACCAUUGUACAAACUAACAUUUGAAGAAUGUUGUUUUGUUUGAAUCUGUUUAAGUUUAAGUGUGGAUUUCAUGUUAUACAAGGGAUAGACCCAGAGGUGUAGCGUGGGGGGACAGAUGUCCCUGGGCGCCAGCUAGUUAGGGGCGCCAAAAUGUGCUUUGAUAUUAUUUUAUUGAAGAAAAUAACGGGUUUGAGAGUUGAAAAAAAGAAAAAGGGGCGCUAAAAAUGGAUCUUGUCCCCGGGCGCCAAACACCCUCGCUAAGCCACUGGAUAGACCUUGAGCAAUGCUAAAUGCUAGAGUGGACUAUCUAAUGAUAUCAAAAAGUUCAUAUAUUCAAUGUCAGCUUGAACUUGAACACUAAAUUUAUAUGAGGGGUGGGGAUGUCACUUCUUGAUUUAAUAAUUUAAAAUUCAAAUUUUUAUAUUUAAGGAUUGAAAUGUUUGGUGCAGUUAUUUUAUUCAUUUUUUUUUUUAAAACAUAUCUAUCUGAGCAAAUCAAAUGUUCAUCUCUUUUUGACAAGAAUUUCAUGUCCAAGCAAUUUGCCAAUAUUGUGUCAGGCGCAGAUGAUCAGAUAGAUACAAGCUAACUGUUUUUGUUUUUCACACAUUGAUAAGAGUUGACGGUGAGCUCUGCUGCUGACUGAAUGAAUUGAAUAUUUUUAUAGCGGCUUGUCGCACGAAGGCUUCUGUCAACAAUAUUUUAGCAUGCUCACAGCGCUCUAACUCUAGCUCUGCUUCUCAUUUAGUCAGUAGUUGAAUAUUUUUCUUAUAAAAAUUGAUACACCACACCAUGACUUUGCAAAGAACUUUUUUUGUAGUUUGGCAAUUUUAUUAUUUAAUUUUUCUGAUAAGUUGUCCUUUUCAUAUUUGCAUAGUCUGUGCAGGCAUAGUACACUAUACAUAUUCACAAAUUAUCGAAUUUUUAAAUAAUGUCUGUGGCUUUUUAAAUAGUAAUAAAUAUCUAAUUAAUUAACUGAGCCUGGUAAUUUGGAGACGUCAUUUGCGUAUUGUGUCCCUGUUUCUAAAAGGGUCAAAACCCUGGUUCCGAUAAUGUCAAAAGUCAAAACCGAGUGUGACCUAGGUUAGGUAUAAGUUUAGGGGUCAGGUUUAGGAAUACACUUAGGACAUAAGUUCGUGGGUUGCGGCAACCAAGAUAAUGGCCGCGGUGCUAUCUCUCCAAAUUUACCGGUAGUACAAAAAUAUUCGAUCUUACAAAUCUCAAGGAUGUCAUUUGAAGCAUUUUUUUAAAUGUUUAUAAUGAAAUACUAUUAUCUGAAUCUGGUAAAUAGGUCUACCCAAUCCCCAUGAUUGCCAAGUCUAAAAGUAGCUAAAUAGCCAGUGAUUGUAAUAUCGGGAAUUCCUAUUUCUAUGUUAGAAAUUGUUUUUUCAAAAUGGGAUUUUAUAAUAAUGAAAACCACUGUUUCUUACAGAGACUAGGGAAGAGCGGGGAGUCAUUUUGAAGCAGUUGGGACUGCGUAGCAUAUUAUGGACUAUCUGAAUAGCUCCAGCCAAAAUAACUUUAAUUGCUGACUCUCUACAGUCUACAUAUUAUAUAUAAUUUUAUAAACAAAUUGUAAAGUAAAUGUAAUGAAGGUUUUUCAUUAUUAUUUAAAUUUUACAAUGCCGAAAUCCAAGUAGCGAAAAAAAAUGUUAUAAAUUAAAAAUAUAUUAUUAUAUUUAUAUGAUAUUAUAAAUAUAAUCGAGCGUACCGGUACUUACAAAAUUACAUUCUUACGUCCGUAGGUGCCAACCAUUUAACAUAUAGUCUAUAGUGUAAUGACAUGACACAAUUUAGCCAAAUUUGUACACUAUCUAAGCCUACGUGUAUGCAUUAUAGACACAAAAAAAAAAAUUAAAUAAAAUAAAAUGUAGGCCUACACUUACACAACACUUAUAAAAUAGUUUGACCCAAACCUUUUGUCUGUUUUGUGUUCACUAUGGGCAUCCGCAAUAUUUUCAGCAUCAACUUUAGACAGGAAAAUAAGUUACACAUUUUAAUUACUCUUUGUUUACAUAAUUAUUGCUUUAAAUAACAUUUCUGGACCCCUUGCUCUCUUUUGUGCGCUCGCAAAAGCGCACAUCAUACAAGUAGGCUACCAUUGCUAUUAACCCAUCAUCAUGGAUGAUACUUUAGGAAGGUACAAAUUAAUCCAUAUUCACUUAGCCUACAGUAGGCAUUGAAAUACUUUAAUUAAAUAUAUUUGUACCAUAAAAUCCUAACAUUUAGGAGUAUUCCACAAUAUUUAACGACGGAUUUGCAAAAAAUAACAAAAUUCCUUUAAACACAUAUUUGUAACCUACCUGAAUCAGCAAUAAUUUUGUGGCUAUAUAGACCACACAAACUAUCAACAUAUUGCUUCUUUUUUUUCAAAAACACAGAGGUUUUUUUUUUCUCACAUUAUUAUUAUUUAUUUUUUUUAAAGAACAUUAUUUUAUAGUUUAUUUAUUUUGCAAGAUAUGCUAAAUCCAGCAAAAUUUAUGAGUAGACCUAUAUAGGCUACAUGACACAAUUUUCUUGAUACUAAUGCUUCCCUACUGAAAUACAUUAUUUUGUUCAAUAGUCAAUUUUUAAAUUGCCUUUUAAUCACUUACUAUUUGAGUCAAGUGAAGUGGUGAUAACGUUUAUUAUAAUAAUAUCACAAAGUAACUUUCCAUUAAUGUUUGCCUUAGAAAAAGGACCCUGUGUUGUUUUUAAAAAAAUGUUGUUUUUUUGUUUUGAUGCAGUUCUACGACGCUUACUUUAUAACAAUAUGGAUACUUUGUUUAUAAUAUAAAAUAAUAAUGAACAUGAUACGAAAUUUUCUUAAAGUAAUAUAGCAUAAACUAUUUUGAAUUGAUAUGAUGCAUAACUAUUUUUUUAACAAAAGUAAACAGAAGAAAACAAUCUAACGGAAUUUUAUUUAAAUUAAUCAAUAAAGUCCUGAAAAGAGAUUUUUUUAAAUGUAUAUAUAUAUAUAUAUAUAUAUAUAUAUAUAUAUAUAUAUAUAUUUAUUUAUUAACUGAUAAAAGAUGUCACCCAAAUAAACACACAAAAAAAAAAAAUAAAAAAAGAGAGAGACAAAUAUUACACAAUAUAUAAAGAUAAAUAUAUAUAUAUAUAUAUAUAUAUAUAUAUAUAUAUAUAUAUAUAUUUAUUUAUUAACUGAUAAAAGAUGUCACCCAAAUAAACACACAAGAAAAAAAAUUGUAAAAGGAGUGAGACGAAUAUUCCACAAUUUAUAAAGAACGUGUGUUGAUUAUGACUUAACUUUAAAAAAGCGUGAAUAGACGUGACGCUAUGUAUGGAUAACCCCCAUUAUCCUAACCCGUUUUCCCCUAGUUACGCCACUGUAUCCAUGGUCUUCUGACUUUUUUUCAGACCCAUUAAUGCAGCAGUUAUUCCUAUUUCUUCUAAUUAAAGUAAUGUGACAGCCCUCAAGUUCAUACACAUUACAUUCUGCUAAAUUGGUUACGUGUAAUCAUUUUUCAAGAACAACCUAUCGGGUGCGAUCUGUAUGCGUUUACAACAACCAAAGCAGUGGCGUAGCUAGGGGAGGGGGGUGUCCAAAUUCGAAAAUCCCCCCAGGCCGCUACUUGAGGGGGGACCCCAAAGGACUGUCCGAAUUUUUUUUUUAUAUUAAAUAAUGUCGAAUUUAAAAAUGCAGGGGCCCCCAUAGAGGCCACCCCCCCCCCGACCCCCCAAAUCCCUAGCAUGGCUACUUAACCACAGACAGACAAAAUAACCAAGUAUUAUAACUUCAACAUAUUAGAUUUCACCUUGUUUCAGUUUCGGUAUUAAAACGCUCUACUGUCACGUGACUUUGUUUCGGGCCAAUGCUGACGUGGGAUAAUGGUAGCACUUUCGUUAAUGAUUCUUUUGGAGUAGGUUAUUCAACUGCAAACUUUUGAAAGUGGUUUUUCUUACUUGCAAUGGGAUAGUAAUUAGCCGAAUGUUUUGAAUCUUAAAGAAGAUAUCAGUUGAAUCAUAAUUGUAGCUGUUGACUUGUGGUGAGAUCAUGUUUUGGUUAUAUAUUAUGUGUAAGUGUAAAUAAAUAAAUACUUAUCUGUUGUUUUUUUAUGCCAAAGAAGGCGCUUAGCUCACUCGUCCUUUUAAUUAUACCGUCUUUUCUUUUUCAAGCCUAAACAUAUUUCCCCCAUUAUUUAUUUACUUCACACAGCUUGAAAGCUGUCUCUUAUAUAUUAUCCAUUAAGACAGUGGUUCUCAACCUGUGGGUCGCGACCCCUUUGGGGGUCGCGGGUCCCUUUUCCAGGGGUUGCCUAAGACCAUCUGAAAACACAUAUCCUUACAGCUAUGAAGUAGCAACGAAAAUAAUUGUGUGGCUGGGGGUCGCCACGACACGAGAAACUGUAUUAAAGGGUCGCGGCAUUAGGAGGGCUGAGAACCACUGCAUUAAGGAAUGUGUGUGUUUGUGUGUAUAUUCCAAAAAGAACACUUAAAAUAUUAUUUUUAAAAUAAUAAAAAUUAUAAUACAAAAACACGUUGAAUUUUUUUAAUCAUUUAUUUCCUCAACACUAGGCUAAAGGUAGCUAAUUAAUUCUUUAAAUAACCACGAUGUAAAGGUUGAUAGCCGAGUUAAAUAAAUAGUUUAAUUUGAUUGCUUUUAAAUAAAUCUUUUUUUAAAUAGAAUUAAUAAAAUGAAGGAUUGGCUUUAUUUUUAAUAAUAUUUGUUUUUACUGUCAACACAGAGUCUAAAUACUGCAACUCAAAUCAUAAUUUAAAAACGUAUUGGGCUUUCAUAUUAUUUACUUUGAAAACACUUCAUGAUGUAAAUAACUUAUUAUUAAAGGACUGUAUUGGGAGAUUUUUCAGACUUAAUUAUUUAACAACAAUUGUUUUUUUGUUGUUAUUUUUUGCACUUUUUAUGUUGAAUAAUAAUUAAUUGUUUACCAUUAAAUUCAUUAAUGAAACACAAUAAGUACAACAAAAAAUACACAUAAUAGCGUCAAAAACUGUUUGUAAAAAUUGUUUUCUAAGCUUUUUUUUUUUCAAAUUAAACAAAAUUGAUGGUACUAAUAACCUUCUUUAUGCCACUUUAUGGAUUUUUUUAAAACUGGCAACCCUUAUUACCGUAUUGGAAAUUUCCACUAGAUAUUUAUAGUAACUUAAAGAAUAGCUACCAACUUUCAAUUCUCUUUGGAAAUCCCCAUGUAAUUGUUGCUAAUGCCUAACUACUGGCUACUGGUAACAACCUUAUUAUUUGGAGAUGAACUAGAUUUGUAUUUUGUGAGUUUCUCUUAAUUCUUGGAGAGCAACGCUGGUUAUAACGUAUAUUAAAUUAUAUAAAAUAAUGCCAAGAAACCGGUUAUACAUUACAUUCAUUUUAAUAUGCCGUUUAUUACUGAAUUUACUGAUAGUCAUUUCAUUUUUUUUUUGGUUCGGAUUUUACCGAAAUCUUUGUCAUUUACAAGGAGAAUUGGGGCAUUUUCGAAAAUUAAAUUUUAAGAUAUAUAAUGAAGCAACAUCGGCCUUAGGUGAACAUUCGCCUGUGCGAAGCACCUGUUCGGCGCCCCAUGCCCUGUCCCUGUAUGAGUAUGGGUCCGAUAGUAUACCAGUAUAGACCUACUCCAUGUUAAUAAGAAUAAUAAUAAUAGUAUUAGUAUGAAUGAUUCGAAACAUUAUAGGCCCUACUAAGUAUAAGUAAUAGUAAUAAUGCUAGUAACGAAUGAUUAGUUAUGAGUAUGAGGCAUUAAUUUUAAUGUCUCCAAUUGCUGUAACAUGUAGGUCAAUAAAAAUAAAUUAUGUAAAUGUAUGGUCCUCACAUUAUUUUAGACUAUUAACUAUUAUUUAGUUUUUCUAUUAUGGCACGGUACGUUAUUAUAGGCCUACUUCACUCAUAACUUAUAAGGCUUACUGAUAAUCACUACGUCUAACUUUCUAAGUACUAAGGGAAUUUAAAUAUUUAUUGUGUGCGAUGGCACAGAUUGCACACCUAACUAAAAGUAAAAGGCCGGCGUUGUAUAAUGACUUAGGCUACUUACAAUUUUAGCUGUUAUUUACAACAUGGGCUGUAACUAAAUGAAACGUUAUUCCCAAUGGACUUUAUCACGGUAGUAGCCUAAACCAUAAGCCUAAAUCAUUAUUGGCUGGGACUAAUGCUGAUUGACUGAGUGUUAUUAUCAGUCUCAGCCAUUUAGAAACAUAAUCAGAAUGCAGGACUAGACUUAAACCAUGCCAUAGAUAUUCUGAUAAUGCGUAAUUUAAAUAAGGAGAUAAUUCUCAGCUUAGAAGAUAUAUAUACAAGCAAACAUAAUAACAGUGCAAUCAUAAAAUAGUCUUUUAAAAUUAAAACAAAUAUGAUGGAUUCAAUACAGCCCAUAACUCCGCUACAUUAUUUUUUUUUGUUGCUUGCACAAGAAAAGUAAACCAUUUGUUGGCCGGGGAUAACACUGAGCAUUAUACAAAGCCCACUGUUUAGGCCUAUAACUUAUCAGACUUAUCCCUUAACAGAUUUAACAUGGCCCAUGUUCAGUGCAAUCAAAAUAUUUUUAAAAAGUAUAUUCUAUGGGCUGUUUUUUAAAAAUAAAAUGUAUUUUAUUUAUCACGUUAAAUAUUUAAAAUCUAAAUUUGGAAAGUAACAUAAGAAAUCUUUGAGAAACCCUAUACUGUAAUUAUUUGAAAGGGAAUAUACCAUUUUUUUAAUUGACAAAUUAAAUUAAUUUUGAUUUUUCUACAAUUAAUCAUAUCUAAUGAGAAAAUAAUACACAAAGUCUGAGUUUUAAAUGAUCAUCAUUUUUGCUAAUCCUAAUCACACAUUUAGUGUUUAUUCUUUUUUUUCUAUAAUAUCUUAGGCUUUCUGUUGCAAGCGUCAAUUUGUUAAGACAAUGGAAAACUUAGCAAAAAAGAUCGACUCUGCUCAAAGCAAGGACUUCCCAGCUUUAAGACAUUCUACAGUUUCUAAGAACUUCUCAGAUCGGGAUGAACAAAUUAAUGAGAGAAAACUUGUAUGCGAAAGUGACUCUUUGAAACUUGCACAUGCAAUUAGAUUGAGUCAAGGUAAGCAAAUAAAUAAAUAACAUAUUUCUGUUUGUUAAGUUAUAAAUACCUUAUGAUAUGAUUAUAUGGCUCUUAAUUUCAAUGAUGAAGUUGUUUGAAAUGUUUCUUAAGGUUCAAACAGCAAACCUAACAAUAAUGUAUUGUUAUUUUUACUCCAGGCACCUUUGAAACAGAAAUCUGUUGUGGACCUGAAUCAGAUUUACAUAAAGAGUAUGAUAACUGUAAAAAGGACCCUUCACACAAAGGAUUCAAACCAUUCAACUCUUUUAGCUUUUAUGAUAUUCCGGAGCGUUAUCGACUUCCCAUAAUUUAUGAUGUCAUCAGAGAUUUGGCACAACUGACUGUGAGGAUUAUGUGUACUUUUUCAAGUAGUGAGAGGCCAGAAAAAAUGAAAGGUGAAGCGUAUCCUUCCUAUAAGGAGUCUGAAGGCAAGCAAUGUGUUAGAUAUGGGACAGGGAGGAUAUUUAAUAUUAUAAAUUUCACUGAAAAAGAUGAUAAGCCUUGUCCAUGCUCGCUAUGUAAGGCAUCCGGCCAGUCAACAUUUGCCUGGUGCUUGGUUGAAGUCAUCACAGCCAGGCACGUUGUGUUUAAUGAUCAUGAGGCGCGUGCCACAAAAUGUAGAUGGGGGUAUGAUAGUGACGACUGUUGUGACAUAACAUUUGAAGGGCUGAGCUCAAAGGUCAGUGAUAGGAUUGAGGAUGACUGGUGUAAACUGAAGUGUGUCACACAUGUGACAGCACUAGGGAAACUGAGAACUUUUAUUGAGAGUUUCAACACGAAGUCAAGAGAACUUUACCUGCAGUGCAGGAGUAUUAAACAGAUCCACAAACUGACGGUUAUUGUUUCACACCCACACGGAUGCCCUAAGCAGAUAUCCAUUGGAUACUGGCGUCAACGCCAUCAUGUUGGGGGUGUGGAUACAAAGUACACCUACUCUUCUUCUACUUGCAAUGGAAGUAGCGGUGCUGCUGUCUACAUUUUAGGAAGAGAUGGCAAACUAGGACUGUUUCAUCAGAUCCAUUCAGGCUGCAAAACUGAGAAUGGUAAAUUAAAUAAUCACAGCUGUGGUGUUGUUGGCUAGCACACCAUUACAUAUUUUAUGUUGGUUAAUUAAAAAAUAUAUACUUUGUUAUGUAGAAUGUCUAACCUUACCUUUGCUGUGAACUCUGUAUCGCCAAUCUAGCAGACACGUUUAUGUGGGCAUGUCCUAUUUUCUUUUGAUCUUUGUUUACCACAAAAAUACCUAUCACCUGUUUCUCUGGACUCAAAUGUGAUACAAAAUGGUAGUAUAGUCUGGAAAUUCAGAGAAGAUUUGAGUCACGACUACGAUGUAUAUUCUGCCUCCGAAUCUUCUUAGAAACAGGCGAUACCCAUAUAUAAGGCCGGGGGAUUGAGAGACGGAGAUGAAGAUAGAUAAUUAUUAACUUUACGAGGCGUGUAUUAUUCUUUGUGUAUGUGUUUAUUUGCAUUGAUCAUUCAUUAUUAUUAAUUGGCACAUUGUACUAACUGUGUUAACUGUGUACUGGUACAAGAUCUACCAUACUGUAAGUUGAUGAUUUGUAAUGAUAUUUCUUUUGUUUCGUAACUAUAUUAAUACUUAAUAAAUCUUAUUAAUUGUAACUGGCAACUGUUUUGGGUGUCGUAUCUUUAAUAUUGUUGACUCUAUGGUUUCGUCCUUUGUUAGGCACUUUACGUACAACGAGCCAAUACAAUUAAAAUAGGAGAUUAAUUUCUUAUAUUAGAAGCCACUUUCUUCAAAUUUGUUCAAUUUAUUAUUGAUGCAUUUAUUUUAACAUAUUAAAAAAAAA
Messenger RNA from Lymnaea stagnalis (great pond snail), 14130 nucleotides. The record is from the annotation of a GenBank genome assembly. NCBI's taxonomy places the organism in Eukaryota, Metazoa, Mollusca, Gastropoda, Lymnaeidae.